Messenger RNA from Gilbertella persicaria, 1734 nucleotides. Its product is annotated as kinase-like domain-containing protein. The transcript has 5 exons. Gene Ontology annotation, biological process: protein phosphorylation. Gene Ontology annotation, molecular function: ATP binding; protein serine/threonine kinase activity. The record is from RefSeq and is a predicted model, not a curated record. The coding region runs from base 1 to 1734 and encodes 577 amino acids. NCBI's taxonomy places the organism in Eukaryota, Fungi, Mucoromycota, Mucoromycetes, Mucorales, Choanephoraceae.
AUGCGUGCAGUAGAAAAUAUUGUUUCAGAAAGAAGGCUAUUAGAACAGAUCAACUGUAACCUGAUUGUGAAUAUGCGCUAUGCUUUUCAAGAUGAUGACAACUUGUUCAUGGUACUUGACCUCAUGUUGGGUGGUGAUUUACGUUUCCACCUGGACCGUUUAGGCGUUAUGCCCGAAGAAUAUGUUCGAUUCUAUGCUGCUGAAGUGUCUGUUGGCUUACAUUAUCUUCAUUCACUUAAUAUUGUACACAGAGAUUUGAAGCCUGAUAACAUUCUAUUGGAUGAACAAGGCCAUGCUCAUUUGACUGAUUUUAACAUUGCCACUAUUAUCAACAAUUCAAAGCCUUUGACUUCAGUUGCUGGUAGUUUUGCUUACAUUGCUCCUGAAGUAUUACAAAAAAGAGGCUACCUCUCAUCAGUAGACUGGUGGUCACUUGGUAUUGUUAUCUAUGAAUUACUCUACGGCAAGAGACCUUUUAGAGGAAAGACAAAUGAUGCUUUACAACAAGCCAUUUUACAAGACGCUGUCCAAUUCCCUGAAAACAGUAAAAUAUCAACUGAAGCAAACGAUUUUAUCAAAUGUCUACUGACAAGGGAUAUCAAGAACCGUAUUGGUGUUGGUUCUCAAGGAUUCAGGCGAUUAAUGUCUCACCCUUGGUUUGUUGAUAUACCAUGGGACAUGCUUGAGAACAAACAAGCCAUACCACCUUUUCAACCAGAUACCAAAAGAGCCAAUUUCGAUCCUACACACGAAUUAGAAGAAAUCCUGUUAGAAGAUAACCCUCUUAAAGUAAAAAAACGUAGCAACAAUCCAAAGAAAUCAGGCGCUUCUUAUGCUACUUCUGUCAACAGUAAAAUAGGUGAUAUAGUCAUAGAACAACAGAGCCCUGAACGCCAAUUGAUGGAAGACAAAUUCUUGACCUACGAUCAUUCUAAGCCAACUGAAAACGAAAACCGUAAAAAGUUACUCGAGCAAAGGCAAUGGGCUCAAAGAAUGAAUAAGACAACAGGCCAAACCAACGGCUAUUUGGAUACCAGCCAUCGCUACCAACAAAACGCGGCUGCCAACCCACCUUCUCGGACUAAAAAGAAAGCAGGUGGUACUUACAAAGCAUCUGUCUUGGACUAUUUAAACCAAAAACCAGCCACGCCAUUAUCUGCUGGUGAUAUUUUAAAAUUAGAAGAAUUAGCAAGAACAGCCAAAUCAGGUACACGCGAUAAAGUCAACGAUUGGCGACCUCCUUCAGCCCUCAUGGGCAAUAGUCCACCUGAUGGUAGUCCAUUAGAUGCUUUACAAGCAAGAGACGAUUAUAUUCUAAAGAAUGGUGGUAUUCCUCCACCUUCAAAACCACCACCACUUUUGACUCAUUAUCAUCAUCAUGACUAUUAUCACCAAGAUGAAAAACGCAAUCAUUCAGAUAAACACCAACACCCUACCUUUGAUACACCCAAUACUAAUAUUAAUAACAUUAUGUCUAAUCAACAGUCAUCGCCUCCUCCUCCUCCACCGUUUGGUAGCAAGUCUCAAGACUAUUCAACCCAGUCUUCCUUUCGUAAUUCACAGAGUAACCUUAUGAUGCACGAUAAUGGAUCUUCUGUAAGACAAACACCUACUCGUAUUUCAAGUAUGCCUCGUAUACACGCAAAUCCAUUACCACCUCCUACAAGUCUACCACCACCUAUUCCAGUUGACUUACCCCCAUUGCCAAACCCAAACACUAAAAACUAUGCUUAA